Molecule: messenger RNA, 1215 nt
Organism: Fusarium musae
Lineage: Eukaryota; Fungi; Ascomycota; Sordariomycetes; Hypocreales; Nectriaceae
Exons: 3
Coding region: 1-1215 (404 amino acids)
Biological process (GO): chromatin remodeling
Cellular component (GO): Ino80 complex
Source: RefSeq, a predicted model, not a curated record
AUGAGCUCGCGUCCACGUCGCUCAGCGGCCACCAAGGCCAAUGAAGUCAUUUCUGUUCAUGCCAGAUGGGCUGACUCUCCAGAAAGAAGCGAAAGGAGCAUGUCGUCACGACGCUCUGGUCGCGCCUCAGGCGUGUCCGUCUCCCGGGAUGAUACCUCAUCACCAGGUGGCGAUCGUCAUUUGAGUUUGACUGUCAAACUUCCUUCCAACAAACUACGACAGGCUACACGCGGGGAGCGUGGCUUUGAAGGCGGAGAAAUUGUAUCCGGAAAGCGGAAUCGAGGAGCUAAGAAAAGUUAUGUGGUUGACUCAAGCCCCGAUGAAGAUGAAGAAGAGGAAGAGGAGGCAGAGAUUGAGGUGGAGGAAGAUGAUGACGAUGAGAUGGAUGUUGACGCUGAGGGUGAGGAGGAUGCCGAGGGAGACAUCGAUAUGGAUCUAGCUCCUCCAACCAUCACUGUUUCCAAACCAGUCCGGUCCAAGCCAGCACCUCGAGCAUCGGCUGCCAAGGUCAUUCAGGAUGACGACGACGACGACGACGAGCUUAGUGACCCCGUUGAUAGCGACGCUGGAGACGAGACUAUGGGUUUUGGUGAUGAGACCAUGGCUGACGAUGGUGACGAGGACGCUGAAGGCGAGGAGAUUGAGGUUGCAGGCCAAGAAGGAGACGAGGAUGACGAAGACGAAGAAGAUGAGGAGGAAGAAGAAGAUGAAGAAGGCGAUGGAGGCGACAAUGACGACGAAGAUGACGAAGAUGACGAUGGCGAUGGCAACCCAGACGAGUCUAUCGAUCUCACCAAAAUGACAAAGCGGCAACGAGCUCGAUUUGAAGAUGACAACGCGCAUCAGUACAUGAGGUUGUCAGAUGAGGUACAAGCGAAGAAGGUUUUUACAGCUGAGGAAUUGUCCAUGCGUCGACAGGAGAUGGCCCGGCGACGCCGCAACUUGAGUGAAAAGCGAAAUGAGGAAGUGAAGAUGGAAACGAUUAACAAACUCCUCAAAAAGCAAGCACCCAAGAUCAACCGCAAGGCUGCAGCUGCUGGCGUAGGCGGUCUAGAAGACUCAAACAAGCCUGAUCCCGUCUUCGUUCGGUGGGUCAGUAACAAAACUGGAGUUCGAGUGGCAGUGACAGAAGAGAUGCUUGACAGCCCGGCCGGUCAGGUUUUCAAGCCUUCAUCUAAACUGGCACCGGGUAAGAUGGUCCAGGAAGUUGCUUAA